Messenger RNA from Symbiodinium sp. CCMP2592, 2175 nucleotides. Lineage: Eukaryota; Dinophyceae; Suessiales; Symbiodiniaceae. The record is from the annotation of a GenBank genome assembly.
AUGGACUACAGCUUCUGGUUCUUUAAGCCGAUGGACCUUACGAAGCGACGAAGCUGCGAACUUGCAACCAUUGCAUGCUCUGGCAUCUCGCGGAUGACUCAUGCAGACGUCUACUCGGAGUACAUCUUGUUGGGCGAGCUGUUGUCAUUGCCGGAGCUGAGCGAGGCCAUGCGUCUCGCUGGCAUCGACGACGGCAGCGGUGUGAACUUUGAGAAAGACUCCGGCAAGGUAACCAUGAACCCAAGUAUCACCAGCUUCAUCGAGGAGAUGGUGGCAAACUGCCAGCUCUCCGAUGGGGUGAAGGUGUUUGACUAUUGGGCUGAUACCGGCGUGGGUAGUUGGAUCCGGCUUGCCGGUCAGCGCGAGAGCCAAGGCCAAUACCGAUACCGCCGCUACUCGAAUGGUAACGGCAGCACCCAGAACGGCUCGCAGAGUUGCGCACACGCCACGAGGCCGCCAGCUCGCCAGGUCGAACCUCCGUGCCCUCCGCGAUCUGCCGCACAGUUUCAAGGCAGAGCCUUGCCAGGCUGGGUGACUCGGGUGCAAAGUGCCGAUGGCGUGGCAACUCCAGCUACCAGGACGAUCCCUGCAGCCGCAGCAUCGACAUUGCGGGAAGAGGCGCCCGCCACUUCGCUCCCGCCAUCUUCGGCAUCAACAUUUCUCAAGCAGUCGGGUGAGACGGAGGAGGUGCAACCAGAUCGACCUCCACCGCCCUCGCCCGACCUGAAUCACGUCGUCUCUCAGGCUAUUCCCAAGCGGAACAAGGUCUCCAACAAAAUGAAGCAUGAGACCACGGGCGCGCCUGAGAUUCAAGUGGCGCCGGUGCCACCGACACCCAAGCCUCCGCCAGCAGAGCUUCGGCAGGUGGCCCCGGCCCCAGCACCCAGCAUCCCUGUGCCGGCCCCGUUGCCUCAGGAACCGGCCAGACCAGCGCAACCGCCGGCACCCGAAGUUGCUCCCGAGCAAGCGAAGGAACCUUGGGAGCUGCCAGAGCAGGUCACCAGCAAAGCCUGGAUCCGUGGCAUGCUUCGUUCCUACCAUCCGGAUCAAGCCUGCGGCUACCUCGCCCUGCCGGGGCGAGCUGAGCAGAUCCUCCUGCGGGCGAGUGCCAUCGAGGGAGAGAUCCCUCCGGAGUUCGGGGAGGGAUACCAGAUCGAGGUCGAGGUGGAGGACUUAGAGAAGGAGCCGCGCGUUCUGCGCGCCAAGGUGGCCGCCGCCCCACAGCUGCCCCGCAAGGAGAGCCAUGCGCCUGGGGAGGCUACGUCGACGAAGCGAGGUAGGAUCAAGACGUUUAUGCUGGACAGGGGCUUCGGUUUCUGCCAGCUGGAGGAAGCUGAUCGAACAGUCGAUGUCUUCAUCCACAUCAGCAGCUUCGAAGGGCCAGUGCCGGAGGACUUCCACGGCAUGCCGGGAUCGCCCCCGGUGGGUCAGGAGGUUGAGAUCAAGCUCGGCGACACCUCGGCGAGGCCCAGGGCGUGCUGGGCACGUGUCGUCGGACCAGCCUUACCCAUGGACAAGGCCAAUGCUCUGUCAAGCUGCCUGAGCCAUGUGCUGAAGUCUGCAGAACGACUCGAGGGGAAGCCGAAGAAGGGAGGCUGGCACAAGCUCGUGGACAUACUGGCUACGGAUUCGCUUCGUGUGGCCGUGACGGCGUAUUCCCCCACUGGCGUAGCGGAGAUCAAGAUGGGCAACAUCCCAGAGCCGUUGAUGAACUGUCUGCACGAUCUGGCCGUCUGCGUUGUGGCGCCAACACCGGAAGCGGCAGCUGAAGCGAUAGCCGGUAGCGUGCCGAGCACUGCAGAGGCAUCGGAGUCCAGUUCUCGCUUCCACUUGUGGCUGGAACAGGAGGCCUUCAUCGGCGAGAACUCGCCCCCGGAGGCCGAGCGCCUGUGGAUACGGACCGCCUAUCGAGGCGGGGCUCGCGGCUUUCUGGGUGCCAAGGCGCCGCCAGAGAAGGCAAAGCAGGUGAAAGAGAAGAGCUGGUGGGAGGGAGGGGGAACUACCGCCCGGACUGGUUUGUGGGAACCUCAGCACUUGAAGGCCUUGUGCUCAAAUCCUCUAGGGGACUGCACUGCGGACGAUGUGCUGAAAGUCCUCGGCGCUCUUCCUGUGGAUGCUCCGUCCGAAGUGCGGCGCUACCUGGAAGCCUGGGAGAAGCGCAUGCGACUGAAGUAG